UAGCACCACGAACGCGACGCACCGAUACGACCGUAGCGCUGUGCAAAAUGUUGAAUUCUUCGUUUUUGUUUGACUCCUCAAUGUCGUCGCAUUGUGGGCACGCAGGCAGGUGUGUCGGAAGGUGGGAAGGCCACUGGAAUGAAGGAGAAGGAGGAGGAGGAUGGGGAGGCAAACCGAGCGAGGAGGGUAGGAUAAAAACCAGUUCCUCCUCCCGGCUUUGUCCAAGAAGUUGGUGUUGAAGAUAGCGAGAUCGAAGCGCCCUGUUGCUGUUGACGCGAUCUAGCCCCGUGAUCAGUUCUGCGCGGUAACGUCUUCCGGACAGUGCGCGUCUUUUGGGCUCACCGCGAGCACGAGCCAACCAGUAGCCGACGAGAGUAUUGUAGCAGCUUGUUAGUAGUGUAAAAAGGUGUGCACCUUUUUGGGGUGUUGUAUGUGCAACAUAUUAGAACAUUCGAGGGUGGACGCGAUGAAGAGGAUUACGUUGGUUGGUUGCGUCCUAGUGCUGCUGCUGAGCGUCACAAUUCAUGGAGCUCACGGACACCAUGGAGACUCGGACGAGAGUGGAUCACACGAAGACUAUGGUUACGAUCAUCAUAAGCAUCAUCACGGUGAUGGUCGCGGUUACGGUUAUCGCCAGGGAGUAGCCGUUGGAGCAGGUUUCGGGUAUAAUCCAUAUAACGGUGCUUCGCAGUACGGUUAUGGUAUGGCCGCCGCUGGCGGACCAAACCUGUUCGACACGGUGACAAAGAACACGGCCGCUGUGUUCGAUAGCGUGAACAAACAGAUCGGACAAACGUUCAACGCUUUAGCACGUCCGGUCGGUGCUGGAUUCGGAUUUAUGCCCGGUGUCCUACUUGGAAAUGGUUUCGGUAGUGCAGGAGGAGGAGGUUAUGUCCAGUAUGGACAGCAACCAUUCGGUGCACCAUUUGGAUUCGUUCCUCCUGGUCAGAGACCACAGAAGCCCGGUUUCGGUGCACCCGGUUUCGGAUUUGGUCAAGGUCAACCACAGCAGGGCUUCGGUUGGCCACAGAAUCCGUUCGAUCAGCAGAAUCCUCCUCCUGGCGGUCGUCCAGUCGUCCCGGGAUCGUCUGUUCCAGUAAAUCCUCCACCAGCCCCACCAGCUCCGCCAAUUCCGGCAGUGCCGGCAGUCCCUGUUGCUCCAAGCAAUCCUCCACGAGUACCGGAACCAGCUCCAGCUGUUCCGAGUAAUCCACCACCAGUACCACCACCUCCGGCACCGCCUUCUAAUAGCUGGAACUCAGGAACUGUCCCACCGGUACCACCACCACCUCCAGCACCGCCUUCUAACAGCUGGAACUCGGAAACUGUGCCACCGGUAGCACCACCUCCACCACCACCACCACCACCGGCUGUUCCAAAUCCUCCACCAGUUCCUGCACCACCACCAGUUCCAUCGGCUCCUUCAGCAGUGCCGGUAGCACCGAAGGAUAACGCCCCAGCAGAGGAGGAAGAUGAUAAGGCGAUCUACGAUAUCGACAUUCGCGGAGAGUUCGAGAAGGAAGAGCCGAAAACCCGCCGGAAGCGACAGCUCUUCUCUAAUCUGUUCAAUUCCAUUGGAGGUUUGGUCAAUACGGCCGUGAAUACUGCCGGUAAUUUCGCUCAAGGCAACCUUAACCCUAGUCAAGGUCAAGGUCAGAGUGGAUUCCCCAACUUUUUCCGGCCACAACAACCUCAGCAACCUCAGCAGCCUCAGCAGCCUCAACAGCCAGCACCUACUCAGGCACCGGUACAAUCGGAACAAGUAACCAAAACGCCGGAACUCAAUCUUCAGUCGCUGGGUCAAGAUGGAAUGAUAUGGACAUACGAAUCCCUCGGAGUGAAACCUCCUCAAUCCGGUCGCGUACGACGCAACAGCGAUAUGAUCUACUUCCCGGAUGAUGAUGAUGAGGAUCGCUUUAGCAUCCACAAGAAACCACCGGUGACGCAGCGUCCAGCCGUUUACCCGCAACCUCCGCAACCACAAGCCUCCGGAUCGCAGGCUGGCUCUCAGGGUCAAUCACAUAACAUAGUGAAUGGAUUCGAGCAGAGCAGUGGUUCCCAAUCGCAAACACAAACCAUCCAGAACCAACACGGAACGUUCAAUCAGAAUGCGGCCGGUAGUACAUCGGGUAAUGUGGCCGUCGAUGGAUCCUCUGGACAGCUAAGUGCCGCCAAUACGCAGCAGCAAAACUUCCAGACGGCAACAGGCUCUGGGAGCCAGAACCAGGCCAACAGUCAGUCGGCGAAUUUUGAUAAGAACGGUAACUUACAGCUCUCGAACUCGAACGCCAACACGAUGUCGAUCCGUGAGAAGGACAAGUACAAGGAGCAAGCAAACGCCGGUUCGUCCUCGGUGAACCAGAACCAGUUCGGACAAUCGUCGAGCAAUGCGCAAACCAACUCGGAGACAUUCUUUGAGAACGGUAUCCAAGGCAACAAGAACAGCGCCUCGAGCCAGAGUCUGCAGACGAACAAGGACGGAUCGGUUUCGGGUUCGAACAGUAACACCAUGUCCGGGACGUUCACCGGUCCGGGCGGUAUUACGGGCUCUUCCUCGUCUAGCCAGUCGUCUAGCUUCAACAAGGGUCCGGGUGGUGUUGGUGGAUCUGGGGCAACGAGUGGUUCCUGGAGUAGUGCCACCGGUGGUACGGCAGCUAGUGGUGCUUCAUCGGCCAGCUCUUCGGCCAGCUCGUCCGCUACCGGACCGCUAGCAUUUAGUCUCAGUGGAUCCUUUGCGCUUCCUCAGCUCCCGGGUGUUGGUUUGAUACCGGGUUUCCCGAAAUUUUUCGGACAACGUAUAGGAGAGGAUGAGCCAGCGGCUGCUCAACCAGUUAGUGCUUAAGUUUUUUUAAAAUGCAUAAAUGGCCCGUUCUUGCCUUAAAAGUGGACAACACCUUA
Anopheles darlingi is the source of this 2898-nucleotide messenger RNA. RefSeq names its product rho GTPase-activating protein gacO-like. The record is from RefSeq and is a predicted model, not a curated record. The transcript has 2 exons. NCBI's taxonomy places the organism in Eukaryota, Metazoa, Arthropoda, Insecta, Diptera, Culicidae. Bases 431 to 2842 code for a protein of 803 amino acids.